Molecule: messenger RNA, 727 nt
Organism: Chionomys nivalis (European snow vole)
Lineage: Eukaryota; Metazoa; Chordata; Mammalia; Rodentia; Cricetidae
Product: E3 ubiquitin-protein ligase TRIM52-like
Exons: 1
Coding region: 59-727 (222 amino acids)
Source: RefSeq, a predicted model, not a curated record
UUGACAGGGCGGCGAGGCCCUCUCCGUCCCAGCUUCCGCAGGUCCCGCGUGCUCUGCCAUGGCGGCCUCCCACGGGCCUCCCAGCCCCAUGCAGUCUCUCCGGGAGGAGGCCGUGUGCGCCAUCUGCCUGGAUUAUUUCCAGGACCCCGUGUCCAUCGCCUGCGGGCACAACUUCUGCCGGGAGUGCGUGACCCAGCUGUGGGGCAUUGACGAGGAGCCGGAGCGCGGGGUGGCCCGGGAGCACAUGGUGCGGGAGGUCUUGUACCGCUGGGCUCGGGAGGAGGGGACGCCCCCGCCCCGGGCCCACGCCCCGCCCUGGGUCCCCGGCGGCCGCGGAUCCCCUCCGAGCCCCUCGGGCCCCGUGGAGCCGGGCUGGGACGCCGUGGAGGCCUGGAACGGGACGCUGGUCCAGGACCUGAGGAUCCGGGUGUUUCCCAACGAGCGGGAGGCGCUUUUCCACAACGGCCACCACUACCACCACUUCGGCCGCUACCGCCACCGCCUCCGGCGCGGGCCCCUGCAGCCUCGGGUGCGCCGGCAGCUCUACCCGAACACCCGGCCCCGCUCCCCGCCCCGCACCCCGCCCCGCACCCCGCCGCGGCCCCACAUCCGGCAGGUCUUCAGCUGCCCGCAGUGCAGGAGGACUUUUCCCAGCCGCAGCUACCGCCCCAAUUUGCAGCUGGCCAACAUGGUCCACAUCAUCCGCCAGAUUAGCCGCACGCCGUGA